AUGUUCUCCUUUCAUAUCUCUAAGCAGAGACUUGCCUGCUACUCGUAUGCCAUGGUGGCAACGCUUUGCAUGUUCAUCAACGGAUAUGAUGCUUCUGUCUUCAAUAACAUCAUGAACUGGACAACAUGGAACGAAAAGUUUAACAACCCUCCCAACAACAACCUCAUUGGUGCUGUCAACUCAUCUACUAUGGUUUCCACCAUUGUCUUUGGAUUUUUUGCUUCGCCCUUUAUCAGUGAUAGAUUCGGUCGUCGCAUGUCGAUUUUUAUCGGUUGUUUCAUCAUCGUCAUUGCUGCCAUUAUUGAACUUGUUGCUCCUAAUAUUGGAGGAUUCAUUGGUGGUAGAGUUGUCAUUGGUAUGGGAGCUGGUAUCUCUAUGGCUGCUGGUCCCACCUACAUGAGUGAAAUUACUCCUCAGGAUAUUCGUGGUCGCAUGCUUUCUUUCUGGCAAAUCGCUUAUUCUGUCGGUGCCUUGGUCUGCACCUACAUUGCCCUUGGCACAUCUUAUUAUCCUAACCUUGGUCAGUGGCAAUGGGGUGUUCCUGUCUUGCUUCAGUGCGCCGCUCCCGUCAUUUGCUGCUGCCUUAUCUUCUUCUGCCCUGAAUCUCCCAGAUGGUUGAUUCAGAAAGGUCGAGAUGAAGAUGCCAGAACAGCCCUUCUCCGCAUACGUGAACCCCAAGAAGUCGAAUCUGAAUUGCAUGGUAUUAAGGACGCUAUCAGAUGGGAACAGGAAAACACCACUCAGUCAUUCAGAGAUUUGUUCGUUACUCCCUCCAUGAGACGUCGUCUCCUUGUCGGUCUUGUCAUCAACUUUGGUCAACAAGUUACUGGUCAAGCUAUGAUGACCCAAUAUUCUUCCAGAGUCUAUACCAAGAUUUUCACCGAUCAAUCUACCAUCACCUUGAUCAACGCACUCAACUACACCUUUGGUAUCCUAUUCACCCUCCCCGCCACUUUCCUCUCUGAUCGAUUGGGUCGUCGUGCUCUCUUCAUCAUCGGUGGUAUCGGACAAGCUGUUAUGCUUAUCAUUGCCGCUACCGUUAUGCUUACUGUACCUCAACCCGAUGGUCAUCCCUCGACCGCUGUCGGUGCUGGUGUCGUACUUGUCAUGUUCCUGUUCACUGCAUCCUAUAAGCCAACUUGGGGUGCCACCGUUUGGAUUUACACCUCCGAAAUGUUCCCAAUGAACGUCAGAGCUGUUGCCGUUGCUGUUUGCUCAAACACCCAAAAUGUCGCUGGCGCCAUUUUGGCUCAAGCUUUCCCUCCUAUGUUCGCUAGUAUGGGCUUCAAGGCUUUCUAUGUCUGGGUUGGUUGCAACGUUUGUUUGGUCACCUUUGUAUACUUCAUGUGUCCUGAAACCAAGGGAUUGGCUUUGGAAGACAUUGAUGUUAUCUUUGGUGCCACUGCCCACGAUAUCGAAAGCACUUCUUAUGAGAACGAAAAGCCUGCCAGUAUCAAGGUUGACGAGAGCGGCGAGAAAACAAAGUUCUAA
Molecule: messenger RNA, 1491 nt
Organism: Umbelopsis ramanniana AG
Lineage: Eukaryota; Fungi; Mucoromycota; Umbelopsidomycetes; Umbelopsidales; Umbelopsidaceae
Exons: 5
Coding region: 1-1491 (496 amino acids)
Biological process (GO): carbohydrate transport; transmembrane transport
Cellular component (GO): membrane
Molecular function (GO): carbohydrate:proton symporter activity
Source: RefSeq, a predicted model, not a curated record